Molecule: messenger RNA, 360 nt
Organism: Lathyrus oleraceus (garden pea)
Lineage: Eukaryota; Viridiplantae; Streptophyta; Magnoliopsida; Fabales; Fabaceae
Exons: 1
Coding region: 1-360 (119 amino acids)
Source: RefSeq, a predicted model, not a curated record
AUGGUUUCCAGGAAUGUGAACUCGUGUGAAUCUGUUUUCAUAGUUGUGCUUAUUUAUGUUGAUGAUCUUAUUGUGGCUGGGAAUGAUGCAAAAUCAUGUGUAAAAUUCAAACAAUAUCUCAGCGAGUGUUUCCACAUGAAAGACUUGGGAGGGCUGAAGUACUUCCUCGGUCUAGAACUGGUUCAUGGUCCCUCCGGAUUGUUCAUAUGUCAAAGAAAUUAUACCUUGGACAUACUAAACGAAUGUGGGAUGCUAGCUUGCAAACCUGCAUCUCUGCCACUUGCACCAAAUCAUAAAUUAGCAUUGGAUUCGAGUCUUUUAUAUGAUGAUCCUUCAAAGUACCGCAGAUUGGUGGGCUGA